AUGUUGUGUCCGUCACUCCAACAGAGUACCAAAGCGGCGUAUGUAUGGAUUGCUACACAUAAAGAGGAUCUUUUGCGAAUAGUAAAGGAGCUUGUAGUUCCAGUGUUUCGUCAAGAGCUUAACAUUUUGAAGGAGAAUAUCUCUUUCUUUCCAUCAUGGGGUGUAGCAGAUUGUCAACCAGAGUCAAGAAGCGAUACUGCCGCGCAGAUGGUAGUUUUCGAUAAUUUUUUUGUACGAGUGAUAUUGAGAGGUAUCACGGUAGCUGAGUUUGAGUUUGAGACAGCAAAGGAAAUUUUUAUUGCUGUGAUUGCUGACACGUUUAAUGUACCGCAUGCUGAUAUCGAAAGAGGGCUUAGAGUUUCUUCGUUGGAGAGUGUGGGUGUAAGUCAGAAUGGUGGGCUAGGGAUGUACCGUGAUCGCUGUGAAGAAAUAUUGGAAUCUGAGAACAAACUGCCACAAUUGACUCAAGUUGAUAUCGAUAUCGGAGGACUUCCAGUCUGGUCUCUACCCCUAUCUUCGCCAAGUGAUGGUGACUUGAAGGAACAGUUACAAAAGCUGGUUGAGUUUGAUUGUGUGUUACCCAGUCUCCUGAUGGAUCAGAUGUAUCACAAUGGGGUCGUGACAGCCGAUAAAUAUCUUGAAUACACCAGUUGUGAAGACAGCAGAAGUGAAUCGGAGAAAGCCGUAGAUUUUAUAAACAAAUCGAACAGAGAGCGUCUUGAGUCUCUUCGUAGAGUUAUUCAAACAAGUGAGAGUCAUAUCCUUGCAGACGAGAUUCUAGGUUUGUUCUCCAAAGGCGACAGAGCAUCGGUGUUGUCUUCUCAGAAAUCAUUUAGCACUAAGCGAACCCUUAGUUUGCCUUACCCUGGUCGCUACAAACACGUUCAAAUCUACGUUGGUAAGCACUGCGACGUUGUUGUUGAACUGCAUCGCAAAAAGUUGUUGAAUUUGUUUGAAGUGAAGUUCGGUAUUCAAAAAAAGAAGUGGAAAAUGGAUGAAAUUAUUGACUCUUCAAUGCACAGAGGUCGACACGUGUCUAUAGACAACAACACAAUAGUUUUUGUCUGUCAGAGGUACAAAAUAAUUGCUUUUGAAAUGGAACACUCUUCUUACGACAAUACGUUUGCUCAAGUCAAAGCAGAAGCUUUGCAGAAGGUGUUGUGUGAAACGCUACAUAUUUCAUUUGACUCAGUAAAGAUAUGUAAUGCUUUCGAAAGGUCGGAAACUUGGGUGUUGUUUUUAUUACCUCUUGAUGUUGUUUUUCGGCUAAUGACCGGUGUCCUUGAUAUCAUUCAGUCAAAGGGAAUAGACAGAAAUCUGUCGCUUUUUCUUCCAAAAGUAACCGCCGUGCGCAUGUACGUUGGAGGGUUGCCAUCCUUGCCACUGCGUUCUAUCCGUCGUAUAGAUGGUGACUGGUCUAAUACCGGGGCAGCCAUCGCCAUACCCGGAUAUGUAAGCCACGUGCUUGUGUGCAGAUCAUCAGGUGCCUAUCUCGUUAACGUAGAAUCUAAUGAAGUGGAGGAAGCGAAAGGAGACAACUUGGAUGUUCUAAAGGAUUGUACAGCACUUGUUAGUGUUGGAGACAAGAUGUACGCAUUUGGAUGUAGAUUAUACGAAGUGACGUACAGACGUCUCGAUUCCUCAUUCCGAUGCAUACAACUAGGAGACAAAGAUUGGAGUGGUACACUCACAGCUUGUCGAUACGGAAACGCUAUUCUUGCAGUUAAAAAAAGAACACUGAUGUUUGGCCUAAUUACACUUCCUCACCCUGAUUUUUGCUACGUCAAUGUCAAUACUGGAGAAUUCCAGGUUCUGUUAGCAGACCACGAUGGUUGUAGGGAAGUCUAUGCUCUUGCUAAUGUAGUAGACGACGAAGGUAAAGACAACGUAAUUGCUAUUUGCCACUUCUUGUGGAAGGUGAACAUAACAGUGAUAAAUGGAGUCGCCACUCACCUCUUCACGACGAAACUUAGCAGGAGCUGGCUGGGCAGGCUUGGAGGUUUGGCUGCGAAUAAAUUUUACGGUGGUCUACUAUUCCCCUCUUUUGAUCUUGUCGAUGCCUUGGAUUGUGUUUCUGGCCGUACAUGGCAAUUUACACGAUCAGCAGCUGUUCAUAAGAAGACGGUUUAUGUUGCAACGAACAGCGAUUAUCUAUCAAGGAACGUACUCGGUGGUCUCUUCCGAGUUGAUCCAUUUUCUUGUGGAGCAUAUUGGACUGUUUAUAAAGGCUUGGAUAUUCAUACCGUUGUGGAUGCGAAUAGGUAUCUAGUGGUAUUCACCACUGAUGAACUCUAUGUUCUAGAUGUAGACUAGCGUCUUUGUACUUGCGUGAAUUUGUUUGCUGUUGAUUUGCCCCAGCGUUAAGUGUUGUAUCAAGCA
This is a messenger RNA of Corticium candelabrum, 2379 nucleotides long. RefSeq lists its product as uncharacterized. The record is from RefSeq and is a predicted model, not a curated record. The transcript has 2 exons. Lineage: Eukaryota; Metazoa; Porifera; Homoscleromorpha; Homosclerophorida; Plakinidae. Bases 1 to 2313 code for a protein of 770 amino acids.